Molecule: messenger RNA, 2591 nt
Organism: Osmia bicornis bicornis
Lineage: Eukaryota; Metazoa; Arthropoda; Insecta; Hymenoptera; Megachilidae
Gene: Cog4
Product: conserved oligomeric Golgi complex subunit 4
Exons: 10
Coding region: 297-2519 (740 amino acids)
Source: RefSeq, a predicted model, not a curated record
GAAUACGGCCACGGUAUCCCCUGCCUGUCGUAAGAGGCGACUAAAAGGGGACACACACAGGCUCAAGCAAAAAAUUGUAAAAGUAUGGCAAAUGUAUGAAACAAUGUAAAUGAAAAAAGGCGCGCAAAGGCCGAUACUAGCAUGCAGGUCUAAUCUCAUCAGGGGGUGUCUGGGACCCCUUCAACAAACAAAGGCAUGCCCAGUCUUCUACAUCUGUAGUCACUGGGCAUGUCCAAUUUUGUUAGAUCUGUAGUAGUUGAUUUUAUUUAUAUAUAAAGUAAUAUAUUACUUGUAUUAUGGAAUUACCUCCAGAUGAACAAAAUCUGGCACAGAUACUCGACAAAUUACAUGAAGAUGAGAUUAAGAUAGAAAAAAAUUUGGAAAAUAUACUAUCAAGACAAUGUUAUGUAGAAGCAAAAUUGCAAAAUAUAAGUAAAGUAUUACCUAAUGUUAAUAUAAUACGUACAGAAGCUGAAAAGUUUUGUAAUAUGAUUGCACGUACCAAUGAUUUAGCAGAGAAUGUUAGUGCCAAAGUAAGACAGUUAGACCUGGCAAGGAGCAGAGUAUAUGAAUGUCAAAGACGUGUUAAUGAUAUUCUUGAUUUACAAUUAUGCAGUGAAGGGGUAGCUAUGGCAUUACGUAAUGAAGAUUAUGAACAAGGAGCUGCACAUGUUCAUCGUUAUCUGUCAAUGGAUCAACAAUUAUUAGAAAGAACAGCUGAAGAUAUCUUAAUGGAUCAUACUAGUAUUAGUAGUUCUUUAAUCACUUUACAACAAGCUGCUUUACAACUUAGAACAGUGGUCACACAUAAAUUUGAUGAAGCAGUGAAGUCAGAAGAUCUGGCUUCUGUUGAAAGAUUCUUCAAAAUAUUUCCUUUAUUAGGAAUGCAUGUAGAAGGACUUAAAAAGUUUUGUAGUUAUUUAUGUACAAAGCUACAUGAAACAGCACAAAAAAAUUUGAAAGCUGCUUUGGAAAUUAAAAGUAAUGACAAAAGAGCAUCAGUCAUUUUUGCUGAUACUAUGACAUUAUUAUUUGAGGGAAUUGCUAGAAUUGUAGAAAUACACCAACCAAUAAUUGAAACAUACUAUGGUCCUGGAAGAUUGUUAAUGACAAUUUCUAUUCUCCAGAAAGAAUGUGACAGGCAAGCUAAGAAGAUUAUUGCAGAAUUUAUGAAACAUAGAUGUAUAUCUAAAAAAAUACAGAUGGUGAAUGAUCACCUUCGGAAACCAAGUUCUGAAAGGGGAGAUCCUAAAGAAUUUGAUUUGCUGCUAGGAGAAAUUACUAUAAUGCAUUCACGAGCAGAAUUGUACAUUCGAUUUUUAAGAAGAAGGGUUAAAAAUGAUACAGAAAUUAGUGUAACAAAUGAUGAACAAUUUAAAGAUUUAAUGAAUGAAUUUGAAAGUAUUAUCAGUAACUCUGAUACAGCGCGUGGAAUGCAAGAACUUUUGGGUGCUUAUCUUGCAUUAGAAAGAUACUUUCUUGAAGAAAGUGUUAGUAAAGCAUUGGGAAUGGAUACCUUAGAACAGGAUCAGCAAACAUCUAGUAUGGUUGAUGAUGUUUUCUUCAUAGUACAAAAGUGUAUCAGGCGUUCUAUGUCGAGUUGGAGUAUAGAUGGUGUCUGUGCGGUGGUUAAUAUGGCUUGUGGCAUUUUAGAAGGAGAAUUUGCAAAUCGAUUACGAAAUCGAUUACGACAAGGCUAUCCAGCUGGAUACUUAGAUUUGGCUCAAGCUUAUAGUGCCCUUCAAACAAGUAUUCAACAUGGUCGUUUACAAACUUCGGAUACAGAACUCGCUCGUUUAACGUUUCUGGCGUAUCUAAACAAUACCGACGUAAGUAUUGAAUAUGUUGAGACGCUAUGUAAGACCCUUAGUACAGAAAUAGAUGCCACAUUUCCUAAUAUGCAAGAUAAGGAUAGGGGUAAAAUCGACAGUUGUUUGUCUGGUUUGAAGGGCGUUAUGUCUAUUUUGCGAGCUGUUACAGAUUAUGGUUUAGAACAAUUACGUGUAAGCGCUAUUAAACCUAGAGUCACACCUUGGGUCGACGCCUUCUCAUCGAUAGAUCAUCACAUGAACGAGGAUGAUUUAUUAAGAUACGAAACGGAAGAACCUUUUGUACAAACUUUAAUCAUGAAUUUAGAUGGUUUGCUUCAAAGUUUUAAAGGAAGUCUAACAACAGCCAAUUACGAUGCGUUAAUUGGUCUUCUUACUGCUGAGGUUACAGCUCGUUUAGAGAAAGUUGUAUUAAAAUCGACUUUUAACAGAGCAGGGGGUCUUAUACUCGACAAAGAAAUUAGGUCAUUAGCAAGUUAUUUGGCUGCCUUCACUUCUUGGUCUGUACGUGACAAGUUUGCGCGGCUAACCCAAAUAGCUACAAUAUUAAGUGUAGAAAAAGUGGAAGAAUUAGCCGAUUACUGUGGUGCAGAUGCAAUAGCAUGGCGACUAACACCCGCGGAAGUUCGACGAAUAGCUUCUUUAAGAAUUGAUUUUCGCCCGGAAGAUAUAAAAAGAUUAAAACUCUAAUUCUCAUGUUAUUCGUAUUAAACUUACCCCUUAAUAAAUGUUUCGAUCCUAUUCGGAAGCAUCAAGAAUUAA